GAUUACGGAAAGUGUGUGUGGCCAGCUUUAACCGCUUCGAAACAAAUGCAGGCGUGAACGUGCAAAAUGUGGGCAAAUGCACACAUGUUUUUUGGUUGAUUCGGAGUUUCAAUUUGGAGUCUACCGUAUCGUUUUUACUGUUUGGUCUUAAAUUUAUUAGUUACCAGUCUACAUAGAGUACAUACUACAUGCUGCAACUCAACACGAAAUAGGUAAGUUUCUUAACAAAUACAAAAUGACGGGAAGAAAGAAAGAUCCAAUAUGGUGUAAUUUCAUUGAAAUUAAAGAAAACAGAUCUGUCAAAGCAAGAUGUAAAAAAUGCGAUAUAAUUAUGGUAGGAUUGGUCACUAGAAUGAAGACACAUGUGAAGAAGUGUAACUCCACAUUAGUUAAUGUUAAUGAAGAUAGCGCUUCUGAUAGCAGCAGCAUCCGUUCUCGAUCCCCGUCUUGCAUAACAACAGCGACAGAUACAGUCACACAUACUUUACCAUCAACAUCAAGAUCUACAAUAUCCAUGUUAACACAGUCCAAAUUGAGGUCAAUGGAUAUGGAACCAUUUAUUGUUAGAACAUCAAUUGCAAACAAGAAAAAAUUUGACAUACAGAUAGCUAAAUUUAUUUACGCCACAAACUCGGCCUUCAAACACGUGGAACACCCAGAGUUUAUAAAAUUAAUAAACUUGUUGCAUCCUGGCUAUAAACCGCCUUUAAGACGUCAAAUCGCAAAUGAACUAUUAAAUGAAGUAUUUGACUCAGAAUUACUAAAAAUAAAAGACUGUUUAAAUGGGAAGAAUGUAUGUAUGGCUCAGGAUGGAUGGAGUAACAUUCACAAUGAUUCUAUAGUGUGUAUAUCAGUGACAGAUAUCAUUGACGAAACUGUGCAUUUAUGCGAUACUAUUGAUACCGAAGGUAAUAGCCAUACCGCGGAGUACUUGCUAAAUUUGGCAGUAACUUCAAUCAAAAGUUGUCAAAAACAUGGUUGCAGAGUUAGAAGCUUUGUGACUGAUAAUGCAGCAAACAUGCGUAAAAUGAGAGAACAAUUGGCAAUGUGUGAAGAACUUGGCAUGCCUGACAUUAUUACUUAUGGAUGCUCCGCACAUAUUUUAAAUCUUCUUGCGCACGACAUUGAAAUUCCAGGAAUCAAAGGACACAUUAAAAAAAUUAUGAAAUACUUUCGAAACAUACAUUUUGCCGCUGCUAAGUAUAAAGAAGCAGGUGGAAAAGCUUUAGUGAUGCCACAAGAUGUUCGAUGGAAUACUUUGGCCAAUUGUCUGGAAUCAUACAUUAGUAACUGGCAUAUUUUGUCUAAAGUUUGCACUGAUAAUCGGGUAGCAAUUAGCUCAGAUAUUUCAUCCAAAGUUAACGAUAUGAAUUUAAAAAUCAAAGCAACGGAUUAUUUGGAAAAACUAAAAGUAAUUUCAGUCGCUUUAGACAAAAUUCAACGAGAUUGCUGUACAAUUGGUGAGGCCACAGAAAUUUGGAUCGAAUUAAUAAACCAUUUUAAACUUCAACAGAACAAUUUUUUGGAGUCUGAUCUUAAUUGUGUUCUGCAACGUUUCAAAAUGGUAAUGACGCCUGCACAUUAUUUAGCAAAUUUGCUAGAUCAUCGAUUUAGAGGACUUCAAUUAAGCCAAGAACAAUUAGAUGAAGCAAUGGAAUAUGUCAAUUUGUAUCACCCUGCAGCCAUGUCUGACAUAAUGUCUUAUCGAGCAAAAACUUCUCCGUUCAAAAAUUAUCUUUUUUGGGGGGAAUCCAUUAAAAAUGUUAAGCCGAUAACAUGGUGGCUUGCGCUAAAAAUGAAUGUCAAUCCUGUAACGUUCGACUUGGUAAUACAACUCCAUACAGCAAUUGCUUCUUCUGCUGGCAUAGAAAGGCUGUUCUCAGCUUUUGGUUUAGUGCACACAAAACUGAGAAACAGAUUAGGAGUAGAAAAAGCUUCGAAAUUAGUAACAAUUUUGAAGGCACUCAACAAAAAAGGUGAAGUCGAUCAAACUGAACAUGAGAUUGAGACUGAGUCUGUAUAAUCUGAUCUUUUAAAAGAGUUUUUUUUAGUUGAGUAGUAAAAAAAACUACUAUUCUUUAUUAAUAUAUAUAAAACUAUAUUCUUAAUUUUAUUUUAAGUUAUUAAAUUUAAAAGUAGGUAUUAAAAAAAUAUACGUAAUAUGCAAUGACUGCAAUGCAAUUGCAAUAUGUUAUUGUUACCAUUCAUUUUUGUGUACCUAAAUGUUUACUUUUUUUUUUAGUUAAAGGAUUGAUGUUAUUUUAUUUAUUAUUUGCAAUGGAUGCUAAAAUGCAAUGUGUUAUGGUUUAUUUUUUUAUAGUUUGUAGUUUUUAGAUAAAAAAGAAGUAUUGAAGUUCUUUUAUUUUUCUUUUAUUUAUAAUUUAUGUUGAGAGUUAAGCAUAAGAUUACUUAAUAAGAAUAGGAAAGGAACCAAAGUAUUAUAUAUUAAAUAUAUUAUUAACUAGAACUACUGACCUGCUAUGAGUUAUGUGCUAUUAAUUUAAAAUGUUAAAAUGUAAAGUCAGUCAAUAUCUACUAAGUAAUCUUUAUUGUAUUGAUUGUUAUUUAAUAUCCAAAAAUAAAUAUUCUGCUAAAAU
This is a messenger RNA of Formica exsecta, 2597 nucleotides long. RefSeq lists its product as uncharacterized. The transcript has 3 exons. Bases 236 to 2023 code for a protein of 595 amino acids. The record is from RefSeq and is a predicted model, not a curated record. Gene Ontology annotation, molecular function: DNA binding. Lineage: Eukaryota; Metazoa; Arthropoda; Insecta; Hymenoptera; Formicidae.